Molecule: messenger RNA, 384 nt
Organism: Aspergillus melleus
Lineage: Eukaryota; Fungi; Ascomycota; Eurotiomycetes; Eurotiales; Aspergillaceae
Exons: 1
Coding region: 1-384 (127 amino acids)
Molecular function (GO): isomerase activity; transferase activity
Source: RefSeq, a predicted model, not a curated record
AUGCCCCAUGACCCCGUCGAGCUGCGUGGCCAGAGUCGCGACAGCGGAAAAAUGAUCGUACUGGAUCGCUCCGCCGCAAAGGUCGAAAACUCGGUUUUCUCCAAUAUUGUCGACUAUCUUCGCCCCGGGGAUCUCCUGGUAUUGAAUGACAGCUACCUCCUUCCCAAUUUGCUGUGGUUCCAGCAUGGUGAGGGAUCCACCCAGCUGACUAUAUCCGGCCUCGAGCCAGACAGAACGGUCAUCAUCGCAGUGCAAACGAUUAAACUGUGGGGUGAACCGGGUAUCACCCUGGUUUCGAACAAUGAUACCCGACUCAGCUGUACUCUCAUAGGGGCAGAGCCUGGCAAUCUCUGGAAGGAAAAGUCGAGCCUGCAGAGCUUUUGA